AUGUCGGACUCAUCUGUCAAUGGCGACCUUCUGGCUCCGGCCAGACCCUCGAGCUCUCCCAACUCGAAACGGAAAGCCAGCGACGCCGGCCUGCCCGCUACUGGCACCAGGACCCACAAGAGUGUCAAGAGACGUGCUUCAAAGGCCUGUCAGUCAUGCAGAGCUCGCAAAGUACGCUGCAAUGUCGUCGAGCAGAGUCCUUGCACCAAUUGCAGACUCGACGAGGUCGAGUGUAUAGUCUCAGAGAGCAAGCGCAAGAAGNNAAAUGGACAAAGGCAGAUGAAGAGGGACAGGCAGAAGGAGGCUGCUCUCCUCCCGUUCCUCCCUCGAUACAACAUUCCAGUCUUAACUUUGACUCACCGGGGCACCUGCCUCAUUCGCUUUGUUCACCAAGAUCUCGACCCUCAAACUUUCGACUCUGCCCGCCGCCAGAGUCUAGCAAGAUCAAUCUCUAUACCUCACGACCCGACAGACAGCAUCUCUCUAUCAGGUGUUGACCCCAACGCUCUGUUUGGCCUGCAAACUCGUACUCCCCCACCUCCCCAUCAGGCACUCCCGGCCUUUAUCAGAACCCUUCCUUCUACUUUUGGUCCGGAUGAUCUCGCGUAUCUGGGCAAGAAGGGGGCACUUACAUUACCACCACCCGCCUUGCGUGCUGCUCUACUGCGAUGCUUCGUAGAAAACAUCCACCCGUAUAUGCCGCUACUGGACAUCCAUGAACUCAUUAAUACUGUGGACAACAAUGAUUCCACUACCGCUGUCAGUCUUCUGUUGUUCCAGGCCAUCAUGUUCGCAGGCGUGGCUUCGGUCGACAUGGCGUAUUUACAAACUGCUGGCUACACCAAUAGAAGAGCCGCCAGACGCGACUUCUUCCAGAAGACUAGACUUUUGUAUGAUUUUGACUAUGAAGCUGAUCGAAUCUCCCUGAUUCAAUCUCUGCUUCUCAUGACUUUCUGGUAUGAAACACCGGAUGAUCAANAAGAUAGCCAUCACUGGAUGGGUAUUGCUGUGUCUCUCUCACACACUAUCGGUCUUCACCGCAAUCCGGAACGCUCCAACAUGAACCUCAAACAAAAACGUCUCUGGAAGCGCAUCUGGUGGGCAACCUACAUGCGUGACCGCCUCAUUGCCCUGGGAAUGCGCCGUCCAACAAGGAUAAAGAAUGAGGACUUCGACGUACCCAUGUUGACGUUAGACGACUUCGACUUCUCUGUUUUGUCCAGCCAAUCAUCUUGCAUUCCGCCUAGCUGCAAAAUUAUGCAGGAUACAUCCAUGCAAAGGGAACUGGCCAUCAUGUGCAUCGAGAAGGCCAAGCUGUGUAUUUGCAUUAGUCACGUCUUGUCUACGCAAUAUUCUGUCUUGCACAACAAUCAUGGCGUUCAAAGUCAUGAAGGAACUACGCGUACCACCAUGAUGCUUGUAGCACGUAAGGACGAUCCAGAAAAGUGCUCUGUUAAGGCAUGCGACGAGGAGCUUAAACAGUGGAAAGCAUCAAUUGCACCCGAAGCCAAGUACAAACCCUCGUCGUUGUUCGACCUUACAGCUGGCAAAGGAAUAAUCGCACUUCAUCGCUCACUUUUGCACAUGAUCUACCUGGCUACCUUGUCGGCUCUGCAUAGACCCCAAGUGCUCCCAUCAACAGCCGCACCGUCUCGAAAGAUGGCUUCCGAAGUUCUAGAUACCUCUAGAAGGACCGUCAGAUUUGCAGCUAAUAGACUCACUGCGGUAGCUCAGAACUUGAACGAGCUUGAUCUUAUCCGCUGCUUGCCUACCUCUGGUAUUACUGUUUUAUUACCGGCUAUUAUUAUCCAUCUCCUCGAUAUCAAAGCACCAGAUGAGACAACUCGCCGUGCAAGUCUGCAAGGGUUCUGUCAAUGCAUGCAGAUUCUCAACAAGCUCCGCGACAUCUACGCCGCAGCAGACUAUUCGACCGCGUUUUUGGAAGCAGCAAUCCGCAAAGCAGAAAUCACGCUUCCAUCCAAGAUGGGCCCACCACCGCGACCAUCGCAAGUUGCCAACAUGUCCAACGUCAUGAAAGCGGCAAGAACAGGACUUGCAAAUGUCAGUCGUCUCACACCACCACCAGAGCUUGCUGCCAGCACAAACAACGACCAACGAUCGCAAUCUCGCCAGCAGCAACCCGAUCAGAAUGAACCGCAAGUCUCAGAGAAUGACUUGGCUCAACACCUCAACAACUUCCUUGCCUCUACACCUCCAGGUUCCGAGCACACGACCGACAGCCAGAUUGAUGAUACCACAGCAGCCGCCUUCAACAUUCCCGCUCUGGAUGCUGAUUUCGAUACCCUGAUCAAUCUAGAUGCGGCUGGAGAGUCGUUCACUUUCGACGAUGGCACUUUCCCCACUAUGCCUGCUUUCGACUCUACUGAUGAUGGGUUCAUGGACAUGGACUGGAUGAAGCACAUGAACAAUAAUGAUGAUAUUUCUUUUGGCAUUUAAGCGACAUGGGAUCAUAGACGGCAUACAGUACGGCUUUCUCGUUUUGGUUUU
Messenger RNA from Aureobasidium musti, 2508 nucleotides. NCBI's taxonomy places the organism in Eukaryota, Fungi, Ascomycota, Dothideomycetes, Dothideales, Saccotheciaceae. The record is from the annotation of a GenBank genome assembly.